AUGGAGGGCAGCGGCACCGGAAUCAGCAGGCUCGAUUGCUACGAGGAUAUGUUCAAGGAAAUCACCAGGAAACUCUAUGGGGAGGAUCCUGAUCACAGAACAUCGAGCGUGCAGAACGAGUUCGAGACAUCGGUGUCGUACAAGAACGACGAGGACACUGGAAACGGCACCGAUGGAAGCGAUGAUGGCAAUUGGACGUGCGAAGAGGAGCCGCUUAAAGGAACCGAUGGAAGCCGCAUCGCAGCUUACCAUGCUGGAAAAUCGACGUGGAGAUGCUACGAAUGUGGCGAGGUGAUGGGGGGCGGACCCAGAGACGUGGCCGAACAUUUUAUGGAGCUUCAUUCCUCGAGGAUCCUCGCAGACGACAGCAGGAACAGGCCCCAUUCCCCCCGCAAGGAUUACCUGCAGUCGGAUCUGAAGAUCGAGGACGUGAUCCCUUACCUGGAGAGGCUACGGGAACGGGCGGAACGUGUAGCGCCGCCGUCUAGACGGACCCAGGAAACACAAACGAUACCUGCCGCCUUAUUGCCGGUCACGUCCACCUUUCUGCUGCAGGAACUACCUUCCUCCCCUGCGCCGCAACAUCUGCACCAGACCACAACGACAAUACCGACGUCCGCCACGGUGUCCGUCAGCGUGAAAAGGUACACUUGUCCGUACUGUCCGUACGGGACGGAUCGUCGCGAUCUAUACACGCGGCACGAGAACAUCCAUCGAGAAGAGAAGCCGUUCCACUGUUACGUAUGCUACAAACCCUUCAACCGGGCCGAUCACGUGAAGAAACACUUCCUCAGAAUGCAUCGGGAACACGGCUACGAGCUGGCCAGGAUACGUAGACCGGUUGGAUCGAUCGCGCCUAAACAAGAACCCGGUGUUGGGAGCACCGGAAAUGCAAACACGAACGGCCAACAACAACAACAACAACAACAACAACAACAACCACCGCAGCACACGAGCUAUUCAUCAGCGUUCAACAAUAACAAGACCUACCAGUUGCAGCCGAUCCCUGGAAACGGAACCACCACGACCACCACGAUUUAUCAGCCGACCUCGAUGCCCGUCCCGAGUAUCAUGCAACCGGACGCGACGAACUGCACCACCACCGGAAGGAGGGUCCAAAAUGGCGGGUGUAAUAGUAAGAGCCAUUUGAAGGGCGGUUCGAAAGGGAAUCAGGAACGGAGGUACAGUUGCUGCUACUGUUCCUGGAGCGGCGUAGACAACUGGUGCCUGAAACGGCAUCUGAACACUCAUCUGAAGCCAUUCGCAUGCACUCUGUGCGAAUACAAAGCGGCGCGAGCCGAGCGUCUCGCAACACAUGUGUUGAAAGUGCAUAACAGGCGGCAGUGCUCGAGGUGCUCGUUCUUAGGGGAAGAUGCGGCGCAGCUGCAGAUGCAUCAGCUGCACGUACAUCGUAUUAGCAGCGCGAAUGCGCCUGCAACGUCCACGGUGCAGGCCACGCCACAGCUGAAUAAUCGUCAUCCGCAACCCUUGCACCCCGUGGGAGGAGGUCGACCACCACCUGGUCCGCCAGUUUUUCCAGCCCCUGCGCCCGCCAUCACAUCUGCUACCACUGUGAUACCACCGACAACGAUACUCGGCAACCAAUUGGUUCCUGACGAUCCAUCAGCCUGGGAGUCUCCCGACGAGUGCGCUUGGGAGUGUUCGUGGGAGUGUCCUUGGAUCGAGAGGAAGCCAUAUGUAAGACGAUCCAGGAAGCAGAGCACACCCAGAAAAGUGAUCGGGAAUCAGGAAUUCGAGGAAGAGGAUAUGAUAUUCGAGCAGAGGUACCAGGAGAUGUUCCAGGAGGAUCUGUCGAGGUCGGCCAAGAAGACCAUCGGUUUGGACGAGCUGAAGAUGAGGUACCGACGUCGAUUGGCUGGACGAAAGCUGUUGAAGUGCACGCUGUGUCCUCGAGAGUCCCUAGCCAGGGGUCGAUCUUAUCAUACAAAGGCCUCCCUGGUGUUGCAUAAAUUCUGGAGACACGGCCCACGUAAGACCUGCCUGAAGAGUUGCGUGUCGAGGGACCGUCCUCUGUCUUUGGUCUCCUCCAUCACGCUGAGGGCCACAGUUUUCACCAGUCCUGGAUACGGUUAUCACAGAUAA
This is a messenger RNA of Dufourea novaeangliae, 2103 nucleotides long. RefSeq names its product zinc finger protein 335 (gene chn). The coding region runs from base 1 to 2103 and encodes 700 amino acids. The record is from RefSeq and is a predicted model, not a curated record. Gene Ontology annotation, biological process: regulation of transcription by RNA polymerase II. Gene Ontology annotation, molecular function: RNA polymerase II cis-regulatory region sequence-specific DNA binding; DNA-binding transcription factor activity. NCBI's taxonomy places the organism in Eukaryota, Metazoa, Arthropoda, Insecta, Hymenoptera, Halictidae. The transcript is spliced from 7 exons.